GAUUGGUCCAUGUGUGUCACGUGUGAGGGGAGUGACGCCGGCCGGGCGGCACGUGUGGAGGAGGCCGGGCCGGGGGCGCCGCGGCUGCUGAAUGUGGGGCUGUUCGCUGGGGCUGCGGCUAGGUUGCCGCUGGGCUCCGCUCCGCCGCGCCAUGUCCAGCGGCCCCGCUCCGCCGCGCCGGCCCCGGCCGCCCAAGGACCCUUUGCGGCACCUGCGGGCCCGGGAGAAGCGGCAGAGCUCGGAGUCGGGCGCGCCCGGUCCCAGCAUCGUCUACGUGCAGGUGGCGGCGGCUGGGAGCCGGGACUCGGGCUCCGCGCUCUACGUCUUCUCCGAGUACAACCGGUACCUCUUUAACUGCGGGGAAGGGGUCCAGCGCCUUAUGCAGGAACACAAGUUAAAAGUGGCUCGUUUAGAUAACAUCUUUCUGACCAGAAUGAACUGGGCGAAUGUUGGUGGUUUGUCUGGAAUGAUUCUCACCUUAAAGGAAACGGGGCUCCCAAAGUGUGUUCUCUCGGGGCCACCACAGCUGCAAAAUUACCUGGAAGCUAUCAAAGUGUUUUCUGGGCCACUGAAAGGAAUAGACCUGGCUGUGCGGCCCCAUACAGAAUCCGAGUAUAAGGAUGAGACGAUGACCGUCUAUCAGGUACCUCUUGUGGGAAGGCAUUUAGCCAGUGAGUACAGGCUGCAUCAGAGUCCUGAAAGGUCAGUCCAUGGUGGAGUCAGCCCCAAAUGUGUCUCAGAGCCUGGAUCUCCCACCGCUGCGCAGCAGUGUCCAGAAGGUGACAAGAAUAGAGAAGCCCCGAAGAAAACAGAUGGCAACAGGAGAGUUGGCAGCAGAGACCCAACCCUGGUGGUGGCUUUCAUCUGUAAACUUCACCCAAAGAAGGGAAACUUCUUGGUGGCCAAAGCGAAGGAGCUGGGCCUGCCAGUUGGUACAGCAGCCAUUGGCCCCAUCAUUGCGGCUCUCAAAGAUGGGAAGAGUGUCACGUUCGAAGGCAGAGAGAUCCUGCCCGAAGAGGUCUGUACCCCUCGUGAUCCAGGCUCUGUGUUCAUUGUAGUGGAAUGUCCUCAUGAAGGCUUUGUGGAUGCUGUCUGUGAAAAUGACACAUUCCGCAGGUACCAAGAAGGGAAGGCUGAGGGUCACGUAGCCUUGGUUAUUCACAUGGCCCCAGAGUCAGUGCUUCAAGACAGCCGGUACAAACAGUGGCUGGAAAGGUUUGGACCCACAACUGAACAUCUGAUACUUAAUGAAAAUGCAAACACUGUGCACUGUCUCCGCAGCCACAAGAUCCAAACUCAGCUGAACCUUAUUCACUCAGAAAUCUUCCCACUGCUAACCAGCUACCAGAGUCAGGAAGAAGAGGCCACUUUCAGCGUUCCUGUUGUGCGGGGAGAAUGCCUCCUGAAAUAUCAGCUGAGACCCAAACCGCAGUGGCAGAGGGAUAUGGUUGCUGUCUGCAAUUCCAGUGAAUUUGUGGCUGAAGCCCUGGAGCUCCCUGGCUUCCAGGACCGUGUGAAGGAGUGCAGAGAGCGCCUGCAGGCUGGGCCAGUCAGGUCAGGUAAAACUGAGCAUUACCCAGAAAUCGUUUUCCUAGGAACAGGCUCUGCAAUUCCAAUGAAAAUCCGGAAUGUCAGCUCCACCCUGAUAAAUAGCAGCUCUACCCAGUCGCUGCUCCUGGACUGUGGGGAGGGAACAUUUGGCCAGCUCUGUCGCCACUACGGGGACCAGGUGGACAAAAUCCUGUGCAACACAGCAGCUGUGUUUGUGUCUCACAUCCAUGCCGAUCAUCACACGGGCUUGUUGAACAUUCUGCUGGAGAGACAGCGCGCAUUCGCGUCCCUUGGUCAGCCAUCAAGCCCGCUGCUGCUGAUAGCGCCCACGCAGAUCAUGUCAUGGCUACACCAGUACCACGACAACUGCCAAAAGAUUCUUGGUCACGUCAAUAUGAUUCCUGCCAGGUUUCUGGUGGAAGGGGCAAAUGUCGUUGGACCUAAAGCCAAAGCUCUCAUUAGCUCACUGCUGGAGAAGUUUGACUUUGCUGAGUUCCAGACAUGCGAGGUCCGGCACUGUAAAAAUGCCUUUGCUUGUUCGAUGGAACACACAUCUGGCUGGAAAAUCGUCUAUUCUGGUGACACGAUGCCCUGCGAGGCCUUGGUCCGAAUGGGAAAAGAUGCUACACUGCUGAUCCAUGAAGCAACGUUAGAGGAUGGCUUGGAAGAAGAGGCAAUAGAGAAGACACACAGCACGACGUCCCAGGCGAUUGGGGUUGGGAUGAAGAUGAAUGCAGAAUUCAUCAUACUCAAUCACUUCAGCCAGCGGUACGCCAAGAUCCCGCUCUUCAGUGCAGACUUCUCUGACAAGGUUGGAAUCGCAUUUGAUCACAUGAGGGUGUGUUUUGGGGACUUUGUGACAAUCCCUAAGCUGAUCCAGCCCCUGAAGGCUCUGUUUGCUGAUGAGAUUGUGGAAAUGGAGGAGCGGAAGGAGAAGCGGGAGCUGCGCCUGUUGAAAGAGGCUAUUAUAGCUUCAGAGAAGCUGGCGAACAGCGAGAACAAGGCUAGCAAGUCGACCCCGGUCUCAAAGAAACGGGAACAUGCAGAGAACCAUCAGGAAGGGCCGAGCAAGAAGCUUAAAACAGCAAACUGAGCCAAGCAGCAUACGGCCUUUGAAAGAAAGUAGCUCUGAGCAGCUUUGGGGAGUGUGGAGUGCUGCAUACCCCCCACCCCCAAGUGAGGGUAUGGGGUGCCUGUGGUGAUGGGCUGGCAAUGCCUGCAACUGCUACAUGAGCGGGAUUCCCCCUUGUGCUGACAUAUUACCAAGUAUACAAUAAGCAGUGACAAGGUCUCUGGCCCAUGUCAGCACAUGCAAUUCAAAUUCAUGUUUCUUGCUGGUGCUACCAGCCAUCUGUCAACUUCCAGCUGCCUUUCUUCCCCCAAGUGUUUUUAUUUAUUUUUUGGUUUUAGACUGGAAGCUGUUGUGUGUAACAGCAGUUGUGAUGACAGGAAGUCGCUGAAGGUGAGGUCCACAAAACCCCCAUGGGGCUAUGGAAUCUCCCAGAGUACAUUAGGAAAGCCCCUGCUUACAAUUGUGGGAAUGUAACAGUGUAAAUAAGGGUCUGAUCCCAGAUGAUAUGAGGUAAUUCCACAAUAAAAUGAGACCCGAUUAAGUUUA
This is a messenger RNA of Mauremys reevesii (Reeves's turtle), 3169 nucleotides long. RefSeq names its product elaC ribonuclease Z 2 (gene ELAC2). Gene Ontology annotation, biological process: mitochondrial tRNA 3'-end processing. The transcript is spliced from 24 exons. Bases 92 to 2644 code for a protein of 850 amino acids. Gene Ontology annotation, molecular function: 3'-tRNA processing endoribonuclease activity. Gene Ontology annotation, cellular component: mitochondrion. The record is from RefSeq and is a predicted model, not a curated record. Lineage: Eukaryota; Metazoa; Chordata; Testudines; Geoemydidae.